AUGGCGCAGCUGCGGAAAAUGGUCAGCGGUCCGAUCCCCCCCGCGCUCCGAUACUCGAAGCUCCCGCCAACACCGAUGACCGAGCUCGACUUCUACCGCGCCCUUGUCAAAGACCCCAAGCAGACGGCCGCUCGCCUGCCAACCUUGCUGUCCAACAAGGUGCGGAAGGGCGUCCCCCCACCGCUGCGAGGUGUGGUCUGGCAGAGCAUGGCGGGGGCCCUGGACGGUGCCCUGGAGGAGGUCUAUGAGCGAUUGACCGGCGAAUCGAGUCCGUAUGAGGGCGUUAUCAGCAAGGACCUCGGCCGGAGCUUUCCCGGCGUCGACAUGUUCAGAGACCCCGAAGGCGACGGCCAGCGGAUGCUGGGCCGGGUUCUCAAGUGCUUCAGCCUCUACGACACCAAGAUUGGGUAUUGCCAAGGGCUCGCAUUCCUCGUUGGACCGCUGCUGAUGCACAUGCCGGACAACCAAGCUUUUUGCGUUUUGGUUAGACUCAUGGAAAACUACGAUCUGCGCCAAUGUUUCGUUCCCGACCUAUCUGGGCUGCACAUCCGAAUCUACCAAUUUCGCGAACUGUUGCGACAGCAUUUGCCCACUUUGUCAGCCCACCUCGACGAUUUGCAGGUUGAACCCGCCUAUGUUUCACAAUGGUUCCUGUCGUUCUACGCCGUAACGUGCCCCCUGCCAAUGCUGUUUCGCAUCUACGAUGUGAUUUUCGCUGAGGGCGCAUCGGAGACCAUCAUGCGGGUGGCGCUGUCGCUUAUGCGCAAAAACCAGGUGCGCAUCCUGGGCUGCACCGAGCUGGAGGACGUAAUGCACCUGCUGUUGUCGCGGGGUGUUUGGGACUGCUACAACCACAACGCCGACGAGUUUGUCCAAGACUUUGUCGCGCUCGCCAACGUCGUUACCAAGGAGCGAAUGGUAGCGCUCGAACAGGGGUACAAGGAAGCUAAGAUUGCCCCAACCGCCAAUCACCGUGGGACAGAGGGGGCACAAGCCUCGGCGGAUGUCACCACCGCCGCCUCCCGUUUCCUGGGUCGCCUCUGGGCUUCCUCGUCCACCCCCAGGUUUGCAACCUUUUCGGCAACAGCCCAGGUUUCGGGAUCCGCGUCCGUCAGCAGUACUCUCAACCCCGGAGCCGCAUCACGUCCACUUAGUAUGCUUCGGCGCAGCACGUCGAAACAAAGCCUCUCGUCGAUGGAGGCUGCUUCAUCGACUGCGUCAUCCGCCGCCAGCGUCCUCAGCUCUGUUUCAACCGAAGCAACCAACAUCUCACGCGACAGCUCCGCCGACGAUACGCCCAGGGAAGCGACGGCGCUGCCGUCCAAGACAGCGCCCGUCGCCUUCUCAGGGAGCGUCAAUACAUCAAAGGAUGGCAGCAAGUACUUACACAGCCAGAUCGAGGAUCUACUCACAGCGCUCAGCGAGCUGCAACGGAACCACGCUUUACUGGCCAGCCAAUUGCAACGGGAGAAAGAAGAGCGCGAAGAUGACCGGCGAGCUGUCCGAUCGCUGCUGGACGGCUUGCGCAAGAAGGCGGAUGGAGGUGAUGUGGGGAGCGACACAAUAUCGACGGGCGCCAUUGAGCCGAGCGCCGAACAACUUUCCGACCUGUUGGACGUCGUCGAGGUGCGUUUCGACCAGGCGACUGCCAGCCCGCGGUCAUCGGCACCCGAGACGAAGUUACAAUUGCGAGACGAGCUGGCUCGGGCCAAGGAACAACUGUCACAAGAGCGGGCCAAGUCGAAACAGUACGACCGCAAGGUGCAAGAGAUGGAACAGGAAAUGGCCACCCUGAAGGACCAGUUGAGAGAUACCCACGCGCACGUUCGGAGCGUACACCACGAGAAACAACGGCUCGAGAGGCAGAUGCAGGGGAUGCGGACGAGGGCCUCGGACACGCCGGCAACCACAGAUAAGGGCGAGUGGUUCCCCAAGGCCGGCGGCACCGCCGCCGCGGUUGGACUGCGCGAGCUCAAGCUGGGCCGCAGCAGGUCGACACCGUCGCAAACGGCCUCGGUCUUUAGCAACAAGCGCGUAUCCACGAUGACGAUGAAGAAGAAGAGCAGUAGCGAGUCGCUGGCGGCCAUGGCCGCACAGUCCGCUUCCUCCUCAUCUGGACCGACACCCCUCACGACCCCGCUCAACGAGAACGAUGCCCUGCUGCUUGAGUUGGUGCAAGCCAAGACAGCCGAAGCAGUCGCGCGCCAGGAGCUGGAAGAGUCGAAGCAGAAGCUCGAACAGCUCCGGAAAGCGUUUGGGCUCGCGCCAGGGGAGUCGCCGCCAGCCCCGCACAGCCGCAGUGCGACGCCGUCGGCGGCUUCGACAGCCAUGGAUAUGUUUGGUCGUCUGACGGGUUCAAACACCACCCCCACUGUAUCAGAACCGCCGUCGAAGACGUCGACGCCGCCCCCGGGUAACAAUACGGCGGGUGGUGGCUUUUGGGGGUGGAGGAGGUGA
Molecule: messenger RNA, 2457 nt
Organism: Chaetomium fimeti
Lineage: Eukaryota; Fungi; Ascomycota; Sordariomycetes; Sordariales; Chaetomiaceae
Product: rab-GTPase-TBC domain-containing protein
Exons: 2
Coding region: 1-2457 (818 amino acids)
Source: RefSeq, a predicted model, not a curated record